GUCAUUAGAGGGUGUCCCUGUGGAUGGCGAAGUGACGGGUGAGGAAGUCCCUGAGCUGCUGCUUCAUCUGCCCUUCAUUCCCAGGGAGGGGGAAGGAGGGGCUCAGGGGAAUGGGGACUGAUGGGGAGAGGCCUUUUCUUGGCAGGAGAUGGUGUCUACCAAGAGGGAAUGGAUUUCAUUUUGGAGAAGCUCAAGUAUGGAGACUGGGUGCACAUCUUCCCAGAAGGGAAAGUGAACAUGAGUUCUGAGUUCCUGCGCUUCAAAUGGGGAAUUGGACGCCUGAUUGCAGAGUGUCAUCUCAACCCCAUCAUUCUGCCGCUGUGGCAUGUUGGAAUGAACCAUGUCCUGCCUUAUAGCCCACCCUACUUCCCCCGUUUUGGAGAGGUGGGUAGGGGCUGCUGA
Messenger RNA from Manis pentadactyla (Chinese pangolin), 402 nucleotides. RefSeq names its product tafazzin-like. The record is from RefSeq and is a predicted model, not a curated record. Bases 121 to 402 code for a protein of 93 amino acids. Gene Ontology annotation, molecular function: 1-acylglycerophosphocholine O-acyltransferase activity. Lineage: Eukaryota; Metazoa; Chordata; Mammalia; Pholidota; Manidae. The transcript is spliced from 4 exons. Gene Ontology annotation, biological process: inner mitochondrial membrane organization; cardiolipin acyl-chain remodeling. Gene Ontology annotation, cellular component: mitochondrial membrane.